Molecule: messenger RNA, 1563 nt
Organism: Erinaceus europaeus (western European hedgehog)
Lineage: Eukaryota; Metazoa; Chordata; Mammalia; Eulipotyphla; Erinaceidae
Gene: HNMT
Product: histamine N-methyltransferase
Exons: 6
Coding region: 40-1032 (330 amino acids)
Molecular function (GO): N-methyltransferase activity
Source: RefSeq, a predicted model, not a curated record
CCAGCACGUUAAAUUCAAAGCAAGCUUCUGAAAAAAAAAAUGGAUAGAAGUUGGUGGGGGAGGGGAGAAAAAGAAGGAACUGGGAAGAGAGAAGGAGAGGAAGUUAAACCUCCCCUCUGGGUCUGGUCUUCCCAUCUUCCCAGUAAAGCAAACAUGGCAUCUUCCAUGAGGAGCUUGUUCUCUGAUCACAGCAGAUAUGUGGAAUCUUUUCGCAGGUUUCUCAGUCAUUCCACGGAACACCAGUGCAUGCAGGAAUUCAUGGACAAGAAACUGCCAGGCAUAAUAGCAAGGACUGGAGACACAAAAUCAGAAAUUAAGAUUCUAAGCAUUGGCGGAGGUGCAGGUGAAAUAGACCUGCAAAUUCUGUUUAAAAUACAGGCUCAGUACCCAGGAGUUCUUAUCGACAAUGAAGUUGUUGAACCAAGUGUUGAACAAAUCACUAAAUACAAAGAGCUUGUAGCCAAGACAUCAAACCUCGAGAACAUAAAGUUUGCUUGGCAUAAGGAGACAUCAUCUGAAUAUCAAAACAGAGUGACAGAGAAAAAAGAAUUUCAGAAGUGGGACUUUAUUCAUAUGAUUCAGAUGCUAUAUUAUGUGAAAGACAUCCCAGCUACCCUGAAAUUCUUCCAUAGUCUCUUAGCUACCAACGCUAAGAUGCUCAUUAUUCUAGUGUCAGGAGCUAGUGGCUGGAACAAGCUGUGGAAAAAGUAUGGAUCUCGUUUACCCCUGAAUGACCUCUGCCAGUAUGUCACAUCAUCUGACCUCACACAGAUGCUGGACCAGUUGGGGAUUAAGUAUGAGUGUUAUGACCUUUUGUCCACCAUGGACAUAUCUGAUUGUUUUAUUGAUGACAAUGAAAAUGGAGACUUGCUUUGGGAUUUUUUAACAGAAACUUGCAACUUUACCACAACAGCACCGCCUGAUCUCAAAGCAGAAAUCAUGAAAGAUCUACAGGAGCCUGAAUUCAGUGUCAAGAAAGAGGGGAAGGUUCUUUUUAAUAACAGCCUGAGUUUCAUAGUGGUUGAGGCAUAAAGGUCAACCAUGAGGAUGUUUUUAAAAGUUAUAAUUUAAACAGUGUUAAUCAUUACUUUCUGUAUUAAAAUGACAAGUGUAUGUCAUGAUAUAAAAUAUAAUCCUUAAUAUGUAAAACCUCAAAAACUCAAAGACAUACUUUAACCUCCAGGUAGAAUCAUAUGAUCUUACACCACACUGUUUUCUGUUAAAGAGACCACAUGGAGACUAAGUAGCAGCAUUGUGGAACAAAAUGAGACAACUAAGUUUGUUUCACUGGCUUGUUAACCAUAGAUUUUUUUAUCCCAUUUAUUGAGGGUAUUGGAAUUUUGUAGAAUACCAAUAAAGUAUGGCUGUGGAUUCUUUAAAUACUAGUAAGGUUUAUGAUUAUUGAUCAUUUGAAUGCUAAAUAAUAUAUUUACUAUUGAUUUUCUUCAUGGUAAAGAAUUACUUGUUUGUAUUAAUUUCUCUUUUUGUAGUAAUUUUUAUAUUUCAAUUGCGAUCUCAUUUUUAUUCACACAAAAAUAAACACUUUACAGUAUUGUAAAAUUA